Molecule: messenger RNA, 1216 nt
Organism: Aspergillus alliaceus
Lineage: Eukaryota; Fungi; Ascomycota; Eurotiomycetes; Eurotiales; Aspergillaceae
Exons: 4
Coding region: 1-681 (226 amino acids)
Source: RefSeq, a predicted model, not a curated record
AUGAAUUCCCGCAACCAAGUCCUGGUGGCUCUUGCCACUGUCAGCAUCACCUCAGUGAACGCCGCCAUGGGUCCAGCGCUGAGUACUGGCCCGGUUGCUUCCAACUCGUUCAUCCGCGAAGCCACUUCGACUCUUAUCCUGCCAAAUGUACCCAGCGGGGGAUCAUCGGAUGCCAUCACCUCCCUGUGGGUCGGUAUGGGCACCUCGAAUGGUGACUUGAUCCAGUCCAUUGCCGACAACUGGCAACAGAGCGACUGGACCAUGUAUGCCUACACGCUCAUGAAGACUAGCGAAACCUCACAGAUGCCCCUGUAUGGCGAUGGCCAGGCGAACGGCGGCAAGGGGGAUAAGGUAACGAUGCACUAUAAGUUCGACGAUGCGAGUGGAAAUUAUACCCAGACUCUACAGGUGAAUGGGAAAACUGUCUCGACCCUGUCCACCAGUGAUGGCCUCGCACAGGGCUGGGGUAGCUCAGUGGAGUGUGCAGAGAACAACUGUGGCACUGUUGGCGCCCACUCCUGGACCGAUACCAAGAUCAUUCUUGAUGUUGCUGAUCCCAAUUAUAUCAACACUCUUUCCAAGGGAGAGGGCGUCACCGGCGGCGACAUGACCACCAGCGACGGCGGCAAGUCCUGGACCAUUACCACCUUUGGCAUUCCAGAAUACACCUUCUCUGACUAGAAAGACAAUUUGUGAAUGCGUCGUGAGCUUCUGCCUCGUUAUUCAUUUCUCUCGAGUAGCAAUAGUAUUAAGAUCAAUAGCAGUUUAGCAUUCAUCCUUACUCAGCUGAUCGCAGUACAUGUCACCGAAGUUUAAUUUCCAUCAGAUGCCUUGCCAAGGGCAUCAUAACAGCAAUACUUGUAGGCUGGACAGGAUGUGCUACAUCAUUGUCCUCAGUAAAGGCACACGUUGUGAAGAGCAAUUUGAUCUGCAACUAUGUACGAUUCGGACCAAGGCGUCCAUAUGCUGGACACAUCGGAGGAUGAGGGUGAUAGAUACCCAUUCUUAUGUCACUCGAAGAGCCACAUAAUGCCCACAUCAAGAAGAGCUCUGGACACAGCUGGUGGAGCUAAGAUCUAGGGGAGCUAGAUAUACGAGAAUCAAUACACCAACUACCCAAUAGGCUAAUCCGAAGCAUGAGCGCAUCCACUCCGCUCAGGCAGAGGCUACCGAAUCUACAUUGCUUUCCAUUCGGGGCAUCAUGGUCCUACUAGGA